Molecule: messenger RNA, 1263 nt
Organism: Prunus armeniaca (apricot)
Lineage: Eukaryota; Viridiplantae; Streptophyta; Magnoliopsida; Rosales; Rosaceae
Source: the annotation of a GenBank genome assembly
AUGGACGUCAAGGCUUUAGCGAAAUCAAAUAGGGCUCACGCUCAGCGCCAUAGUAAAAAGCAUCAUCCAAAUCAGAAAGCAAAUGCUCCAGCGGUAGAUGGCGGGAAGGCAAGCGACGCCGGACCUGCAAAUAAGCCAUUGGGCAAGCAAGUUAAAGAGAAAACAAAUCCUACUCAUGGUGCCUCUGCACUCCCCACGAAUUGGGAUCGUUACGAGGAAGAAUUCGAAGCAGGUUCCGAAGAGCCAGCAGGUGAUGGGCUGAAUAGAGCCCCUGAUGUUGCUGUGCCAAUGAGUAAAGGUGCAGACUAUCGUCAUCUGAUUGCCGAGGCUAAGGCUCAGUCUGAGUUAACCAUUUAUUCAGACCCAUUUCCUUCCUCGGAUAAUGUUCUACUUGGGGACUGGAAUGAGGGGAUAGGAUCUAUGCUUUCAGUCAGGGGUGAGAGUAUUCUAUCAAGGAUUGGAGAUGAUAAUUUUGUUGUGGAGGAUAAGACUGCUGCACAUCAUGAGGUGUCAUUUCUCUCCUUGAAUUUGCAUGCUCUUGCAGAACAACUGGAAAAGAUAGCCUUACCCGAAAGGCUUUUCAUCGAAGCAGAACUAUUGCCACCAGAGCUGCAUGUGGAGGGACAAGAGGUGACCUGCAGUCAGUCCUCUGACCCGAUGCAAGCAACAUGUAAUGAGGAAGCAACCCGAGGAAUGCCUGAAGAAUCAAUUUCAGAGAAGGUCCAGGUUGCUGAUCAUGAUAUUGAGAUUACAAUAUCUGGUUCAACCGGAAGUGGGCAUCCAGACCCAAUCUUGCCUAACCUAGGAUCAGUUUCUGUGAUUCAGGGUAAUAUCAAUCCAAGUAAACUUGGCAAAUCUGAUUAUCAAAGCAAAUUAUCAGAGUCCGAAACACAAUUCAGUGUGAAAUCAUUUGAGGCAUCAACUGCAGAGGCAGAACUGGAUAUGCUUCUUGAUUCAUUUGGUGAGACCAAGAUAAAUGAUUCAUCUGGCUUCAGUUCUGUUAAAACUGUUUCAGUACAAGAAGCAGCUUUCAUGGCUCCACUUCAACUUCCGAGAAAAGCCCCAGAUUCAUCGGUACUCGCGACUGCUAACUUUGGUGAUGAGCUUGACGACUUGAUAAAUGAAACAUCCGUACAGAUCAGACAAAGUGGUCCAUCUCAAGCCCAGAAAGAAAGGGCUGUCCAUGAAUUUCGAUCAUCCCAUUCCGGGGGAACAAAGUCCGAAGAACAGGAUGAUUUUGAUUCUUGGUUGGAUACAAUUUGA